UCAGUGCAGAUGUGGUCUGCGGAGGACAGGGACGCCUUUCCCCGCCUCCCUGUGAGCGCCCACCGCGCGGCCGCUGCCUCAGUUGCGUCCGAGCGCGGGACACGAUGAUGCGGGCGGCGUUGUUGUGCGGCUGCUUCCUCCACCUUUGCCUGUUCGUCCGCGCGCCGCCGGUCCACGAGCGGAGCCCCACGCGGCAGCAGCAGGGGUGGUCUCGCAGCAGCAGCAGUCACACAGGGCUGAAGAAGAAUCAAAGACACAAACAAGACACACUCAUUGAAGAUGAGCACUUCCCGUCAGUCAGAGCAUCCAAGAAUGACACAGAGUUCUGGAAUCGUCCUCGCUGCGGAGUGCCAGACUAUCCCAAGGUUACCCAGCUGGAUGUGUUGCAUCACAGCCUGAAGAGGACAGCGGGAGGCCUGAGGAACCAGCAGCGCAGCAAGCGCUUUGCACUCUAUGGAGGGCGCUGGGAGAAAACUGACCUCAGCUACAAAAUCACGCGGUUUCCGUGGCAGAUGAGGGAGGAAAAGGUUCGAGACAUCUUCCGGGAAGCCUUCGGAGUGUGGAGCGAAGUGACGCCACUGAGGUUCAGAGAGGUCACUGCUGGCAAAGCUGACAUCACCAUCGACUUCAACAGGUACUGGCAUGGCGACAACUUACCAUUUGACGGUCCUGGAGGAAUACUGGCCCAUGCUUUCUUUCCCCGUACACACAGAGAAGGAGAAGUCCACUUUGACUAUGAUGAACAUUGGACAGUGGGGAACAGUGUCGGCACUGAUCUCCUGCAGGUGGCUGCUCACGAGUUUGGCCAUGUCCUGGGCCUUCAGCACUCCCAGGAACCUGAUGCAGUGAUGUGUCCUUUCUACAGUGACUCCUACCCUCUGCAGCUUAGUGAUGACGACAAGAGAGGUAUUCAGUAUUUGUACGGACCGCCUGUGCACAGACCGCCGGAGGUCCCAGAGACCAAUGACAUCAGCUCUGAACUGCCGGAUGCCUGCAGAACCAACUUCGACGCUGUGUCCAUGAUCAGAGGAGAGCUCUUCUUCUUCAAGUCUCAGUACGUUUGGCGUAUCCGUCAUGGACACUUACAAGGGGGCUAUCCAGCCUUGUCUUCACGACACUGGAAAGGUAUUCCUGACUACAUCGAUGCAGCAUACGAGGACAAGUCGGGCAACAUCUGGUUCCUGCAAGGUGACAGCUACUGGGUGUUUGACGCUGAGAGGAAGAUAACUGGACCCGACUCGGUGCAGCGGCUGGGUCUUCCUGUGACAGACAUCCACGCGGCUUUGAAGUGGAAGGAGGAUCACGUGGAGAAAGUUUACUUCUUUAAGUCUUCCUUUUAUUGGAAGUUCAAUGUCCAAGAAAACAGAGUUGAGGACGCCCGUCCUCGCAGCAUGCACGAGUGGCUGGGACUGCCCAGCCACAUUGAUGGAGCCUUUUUGGAUCAAAACGGCUUCGCUAAUUUCCUGAGUGGACGGCACUACUGGAAAGUUGACCCCGUGGCGCUGAAGGUGCUGGAAGGUUACCCCCGCCUAAUCGGCAUGGACUUCUUUCACUGCUCUGCUGCUCUGUAUAAAUGAUUUCAUGCUGAGCACUUUAUUAAUCAGACAGUAUAGCACCAUGAAAACCUCUCAGGCUGUUUUGAGAAUAAUGUAUUUUUUAUUUACAUGCAUCAGAUAGACAUUGGCAGACUCUUCUUAGUCAUUACCUGCUGCUCUAAAUGUUGUUUUUUAAUGUAUACCGGUAUAUACAUUUUAUGUUGUAUUCAUUUUAUUGUAAUUCACUGUCGGCACUCACCCCAUUAGGCCAAAGCGUAAAUCUUUUUACCAUUAUAUUAAUAUGGAACCAGCUAAAAUGGUUGGUGAUAGGGAAUUUACAUAAACUUAUAUUAAAACAUGGUGGGAUAGUGGUUAGCGCUGUUGUAUGUUCUCCCAGUGAAUGUGUGGGUUUUCUCCAGGAACUCCAGUUUCUUCCCAUAGUUCAAAAAAUGUCCUAACUGGUGACUCUAACUUGCUCCUAGGGUUGAACAUGUGUGAGUGUGUGACCCUGCAACAGAUUGGAAAAUAGUUCAGGGUCUAUCUUUUCCCAAGACUAGCUGGUUGGCUCCAGCAAUCCUACGACCCCCAAAAAAGGAGUUCAGCAGGUUUGAAAAAUGGAUGGAUGGAUGAACUACAACUGUGUACCUAUGAAGGCUACUCUAAGGGAAAAAAAGCUCUGGAGGAAUGUUUGUAGGAACUGAUAUAUAGCAUUGCCUGCAAAAAUGCAAGUGUGAUUGCUGUAAGCUGGGGAAGCUGGGGAAGAUGAGAGAGUUAAUAGCUGAAAAUGCUGAAACUGAUAGACAAAAAUGCUGAAGCUGAUAGCUGAAAUGCUGAAGCUGAUAGCUUGACAAAAUAUUAGCUAAAUGCUAAAAAUAGCCAAAUUGGAAAAAUGCUUAAGUUUGCCAAACAGCUAGCAUAAUGCUAAAACUUUAGCUAAACUCCAAAUUUGCCCAAAGAACUCAAAAAAAGUCAAAUUUUGACAAAACAGCUAGCUUAAUAAUAAAAUAUUAGC
Messenger RNA from Oryzias melastigma (Indian medaka), 2547 nucleotides. RefSeq names its product stromelysin-3. The coding region runs from base 105 to 1577 and encodes 490 amino acids. Lineage: Eukaryota; Metazoa; Chordata; Actinopteri; Beloniformes; Adrianichthyidae. Gene Ontology annotation, molecular function: metalloendopeptidase activity; zinc ion binding. The record is from RefSeq and is a predicted model, not a curated record. Gene Ontology annotation, biological process: collagen catabolic process; proteolysis; extracellular matrix organization. The transcript is spliced from 8 exons. Gene Ontology annotation, cellular component: extracellular matrix.